Molecule: messenger RNA, 5390 nt
Organism: Cololabis saira (Pacific saury)
Lineage: Eukaryota; Metazoa; Chordata; Actinopteri; Beloniformes; Belonidae
Product: NACHT, LRR and PYD domains-containing protein 12-like
Exons: 14
Coding region: 96-3638 (1180 amino acids)
Molecular function (GO): protein binding
Source: RefSeq, a predicted model, not a curated record
GGAAGUCCCUGCUGACUAACUAGAAGAAAGGUUUGCUUGUUUGAUGUAUGCUGUGUGUAUAUAUAAAGUAACUUAACAGACCGGGAUGCAGAAACAUGGAAAACAAUUUUUCAUACAACCAGUCUGUGGUUCCGACAACAGCAGAAGGUCAAGCUCAAAGCAGAGGAACUUCAUUUUCUGCCCAGGGUGGAAGCGUCAUCAGCGCAUCACACUUUAAUGAUGUCCAUGUACAAGGCAAUCUAGUCACCAACAUAAAUGUCCAUCCUCCUGCCAGAACUGAUGGGUCUGAUGCUGUUUCUGACAAAUCCAAAGAAAAUGUCAAGAGGAGCCAAGAUGAACUUAAAUCUUACCUUCUAUAUAAAACGAAGAGCCUGCCUGAAGGAACAGAGGGUGAACCUGUGACUUCCUUAAACAAGAUCUACACAGAGCUUUACAUCAUAGAGGGAGGCAGUUGUGAGGUCAAUAGUGAACAUGAAGUGAUUGAUUUAGAAUGUACAAGGGGUACAAGUGUAGAGAGGAAAAUCCAUCUCCAUGAAAUUUUUAAAGCCUCAUCAAAUGAAGAGGACCCACCUCAGAGAGUUUUGACGAAGGGAAUUGCUGGCAUUGGAAAAACUGUUGGUGUUCAAAAAUUCACUCGGGAUUGGGCAGAUGGAGCAUCCAACCAAGCCUUCCAGUUUGUUUUUCCCUUUACAUUCAGAGAGUUGAAUUUGUUAAGAGAUGAGGAUUGGAGUCUUUUGGACUUGAUAAAAUACUUUUUUGAUGAUGAGGAGGAUUCAAACAUGCCCGAUUACAACAAUUAUAAUGUUCUGUUCAUCUUUGACGGUCUUGAUGAAAGUCAGUUCCCUCUGAAAUUUGGUGAAAAUGGCCUCUGUCGCAAAAUUACAAAGAAGACCAAAAUAGAUGCCCUACUAACCAACUUAAUAGAAGGGAAACUGCUGCACAAAGCCUCAGUCUGGAUCACAAGUAGACCCGCUGCUGCCAAUAAGAUUCCUCUCAAACACAUCAACAGAGUGACAGAGGUGCGAGGGUUUGAUGAUGAGCAGAAGAAAGAAUACUUUCUAAAGACAAUCAGUGAUGAGACAAUAGCUUGCAAGAUCUUGGAUCAUCUUCAGUCAAGGGCACUGAGAAGUCUGCACAUCAUGUGCCAUAUCCCUUUAUUUUGCUGGAUUUCAGGCAGAGUCCUUCAAAGUCUCUUUGGAAGUUGUGAUGAAAGCGAGUUGCCCAAAACUCUAACUGAGAUGUAUACACACUUCCUGAUCAUCCAGACACAGCGGAAACAGCAAAAGGAUUACCAGGAAGGCAAUGCCAACACAGAUGUGAUUAUGAAACUGGGAAAGUUGGCAUUUGAACAGUUACAAAAGGGUAAUAUAAUAUUCCUUGAAAAAGACCUGAAAGAUUGUCAAAUUGAUCUGAAACAAGCUGUUAUUUAUUCAGGAGUUUGUACACAAAUCAUAAGAAAAGAACAUGGUCUAUACAAACAAGAGUUUUACUCCUUCAUACACUUGAGUGUUCAGGAGUUUCUCGCAGCUCUGUAUGUACAAGAGACUUUCAUGGAUGGAGGAGGAAACCCUCUCAGCCGGAUAAGAGUCCAGUCACAAGAAGGAGGAAGUCCUGUCAUUUUCCUCCACAUGAAUGCAGUCAACAAGGCUCUGGACGCUAAAGAUGGACGAUGGGACUUGUUCCUACGCUUCCUUCUGGGGCUGUCUCAAAAGAAAAUUCAGGAGCUUCUCCAGAAAGUUUUGGGACUUAAGGAAAGAUGUCUACAGAGCAGCCAGGAGACCAUCAACUACAUUCAUGAGAUGAUCAGGAAAGUGUCUUAUGCCGACAAGAGUAUUAAUCUGUUCCACUGUUUGAAUGAGUUGGGUGACCAGUCUCUUGUAGAGCAAGUCCAAAAUUACCAGAGUUCAGGGGAUGUUACUAAAAUGUCACCCUCCCAUUGGUCAGCUUUGGCGUUUGUGCUGCUUGUUUCCAAUGAAGACCUUUCUAUCUUUGAUCUGAAGAAAUACCAUGGAUCUGAUCAAGUUCUGGAGAGGCUCCUCCGAGUGCUCAAAGCAUCAAGAAAAGCUUUGUUAAGUGACUGUAAACUCACUGAUAGAUGCUGCAAAUGUAUUGCCUCAGUUCUUGGCUCCUCCUCUGGUCUAGAGGAGUUGGAUCUAAGCGGAAAUCCUCUGUACGACUCUGGAAUGAAAAUACUCUCUGAUGGCCUCAGAAGUCCCAACUGCAAACUCCAAACACUCAGUUUGAGACAAUGUGGCAUUACAGAAGAAGGGUGCAGAUCUUUGGCCGGGGAUCUGGCUUUGAAUCGGUCCCACCUGAAAGAGUUGGAUCUCAGCCACAAUAAGCUUGAUAAUGAAGGACUGAUAAUGCUUUCAAAUGUUCUGGACAAAUGCCAUUUGGAAACACUGAGGUUAACUGAGUGUGGCGCUACAGAAGAAGGAUGCCGAGAGCUGGUCUCAGCUCUCCACUUGAAUCCAUCUCAGCUCAAAAUCCUUGAUCUGAGCAGGAACAGUGUUGGAAGUGAAGGAGUUGCUCUGCUCUCUAGCUUCCUGAGGAACCCUGACUGCCAGCUUCACCAAUUAGGGCUUGAAGGUUGUCGGUUCACAGAGAGUGGCUGUGCUGCGUUGGCUUCCAGUCUGAAGUCAAACCCGGUACAUCUUAGAGUUCUGAAUCUGGGAAGAAAUGAUCUCAGAGACUCUGGAGCUGAAAACCUUGCCAAAUUCUUGGAAGAUUCACUUUGUCAGCUGGAGAUACUGAAGCUUUUAAAGACCAAACUUCAAAGGCAUGACGCAGAAGUCCUGGUGUCAGCCUUGGUUUCAAAUCCUUCCCACCUCAAGGAACUGGACCUGGGUCUGAAUGACAUUGGUGAUGAGGGAGUGAAGGGAAUUUCUGCUCUUCUGAAGAAUCCCAACUGCAAAAUGGAAGCACUGAGGCUUGAAGGUUGUCGGUUCACAGAGAGUGGCUGUGCUGCGUUGGCUUCCAGUCUGAAGUCAAACCCGGCACAUCUUAGAGUUCUGAAUCUGGGAAGAAAUGAUCUCAGAGACUCUGGAGCUGAAAACCUUGCCAAAUUCUUGGAAGACUCACUUUGUCAGCUGGAGAUACUGAACCUGAGGUGCUGCACCUUAACAGAAGUGGGCUGCCAGACUGUGGUUGCUGCUCUGAGCAAUUCCUCCGCUCUCAAAGAGCUCGACCUGAGCUUCAACCAGCUCAAGGAAGAGGAAUUGAAGCUGCUCUCUGGCUGGCUGAAGAAACCCUUCUGCAAACUUGAGAUAUUGAGCCUCUCUGGAUGUGGAUUAACAACAGUUUUCCAGACAUUGGCUGCUGCUCUGAGCUCGUCCUCAGCACUCAAAGAGCUUGACCUGCGCGACAACCCUCUCAAGGACCAGGAGCUGAGGCUGUUCUCUGACUGGCAGCAGAAAACCUGCAGACUGGAGAGACUGAGGUUGCCAGAUUCCCUGGACAGCAGCGAGAAGUCUCUGGCCCCAGUUCAGAGGUCCGAGUCCUCGUUCCUCGGAGAGCCGGAUCCGGACAAGAGUCGGCCAGCAGGAAGGGGUUGGAAGCUGCCCUCUGAUUUCCAGCAGAAAAUGUCCAACGAACUGAUGCUGCAGCAUCAGAACAGUGUGCUGCCUGAGCAGCUCUGAGACAUGACCCAACUGGACAAGGUUGACUUGAAAACAUGCAAACAUCACAGGUGAACAACACAUGUGGCUGAUCUGCCACUUGAGAGAGACCAGGGGCCUCAUGCACAAAAAACGUGCGUAAGCAACUUUCUACGCUCACGGUCGGAUGUUCAAAAAGUGAUUUGAACGUGGAAAGUUGCGGUCCUUCAUGCACAAAUCAUGUCUGGCGUAUGCACUUAUCUGAGGUUUUGUCCGUUGGCGACACUCACCGGUGAUGCAGUCAACUGCAGAAUAUGAAGAAACGUAACGUUAACAAUAAGUUCACGACCACAUGAAGGACACGACAGUCCCCACAUCACCAGAUAAGUUACACAAGAGUUGAGCUGCAACAAUCUCACAAUCAACCACAUGAUCUGAACAAACAACUAAAGGCAGGAGCUCAACGAUGGAACCUGCAAAUCCCAAUCGAAGCCUUGGUUCCGUUAGAGCACAGGUGUCAAACUGAAUCCCAGAAGGGCCGGUAUCCUGCAUGUUUUAGAUGUUUCACUGCUUUAACACACCUGAUUCUAAUUAAUCAUCAUCACCAGCUUGUCAUCAAGGCCUGGAUAGUUCUGUUGAUGACACAGUCACUUGUAUCAUGGUGCAAUGAAGCAGGGAAACAUCUAAAACCUGCAGGGACACCGGCCCUCGAGGACUGGAGUCCGACACCCCUGCGUUAGAGGAACCUGCUGAUGCAUCAGAUCACACCGAUCUGCUGGUCCAGGACUAAGACUGGACCAUCAGCUGGUUUAGGUACCAACAGGAUCCUUCUGGAUCUCUGUCCUGAACUGGACCAGCUGCUCCGGUUUGGACCAACAUGAUGCAUCAGCUGGAGCUGCAGACAGGUCGGACAUCUCUGUCCCCAUGACGACCGUAUGGGACAACUACUCGAGAUAAAAGCCAGAUCCUAAAACAUCCCAUAACUGUGUCUGGACCGAAAAACAUUAAAAUACAUUUUACAGCGAAAAAACGGUUCUGUAAAGUUGUCUUUUAAAAUAAAACUAAGAUGUCACGGAAAGGGUGGUUGGUACGAACUGAUGUGACUCGGCAACGAAUGAAUGAAGUUGAAUGAAUUAAGUUUUUAUUGAAUGUUUAGGCAACUUUUAGAGUCUGAUAUUGAGUCAGUUGCAGCUGCUGCAGGACUCCAGAAAGUGUUUCUCCGGUGAUGGAGGCCGGGACUAAGACCGGUCUCUCCUCCUGUACACGAGGCCCCAGGUCCAUCAGAUCUGUGAGUCAGAAACUACUAGAGCUGCAUCGUCAUUUUAUUAUAACUGUUUGGUGACUGUCUGACACACGCACUUGCAUUAAAUCAUGUUUUAAGGGUGGAUAAUAUUGUAUUGUAAUGGGAAAAUAACAAUGUAUUCUACAUUUCGGACACAUGGUAAUACUCACUGUCUGAGUCUUGGAAAUGCAAUCAUCUUAUCGUAUGCUCUUUGUUUGUUGUUUAACUUUAUCUGAAUCCAGGAAGGAACUAUUGUCGAUUACAAUCGACAAUACCUGUCGAUUGUAUUCAGACUGUUUUACAGACUUGUUUACAGACUUGAUGACAUUUACUUACCGUACACAAUCUUUGUCUAUAACACACACCUACUGUACUGUACACCUUGGAGCAAACCAUCAAUGUGCAAUUAUACUUUGUUGUGAUUGUAUGCUGAUCCCAGUACUUUCAUGCACAGGUCCGUGUAAAAUGUAUUCAUUUUCUGAUUAAAUAAAUAAUAUCAAUAUCUAUUCAAA